Messenger RNA from Pangasianodon hypophthalmus (striped catfish), 2124 nucleotides. It is a transcript of the gene caly, whose product is annotated as calcyon neuron-specific vesicular protein. The transcript is spliced from 5 exons. The record is from RefSeq and is a predicted model, not a curated record. Gene Ontology annotation, cellular component: membrane; endosome. Lineage: Eukaryota; Metazoa; Chordata; Actinopteri; Siluriformes; Pangasiidae. The coding region runs from base 160 to 726 and encodes 188 amino acids. Gene Ontology annotation, molecular function: clathrin light chain binding. Gene Ontology annotation, biological process: G protein-coupled dopamine receptor signaling pathway; clathrin coat assembly; endosomal transport.
AAUACAAAUCGACGACGCAGGCGACGCAGCCUCCGCUGAAUCCGGCAUUGCCACGGUAACCGUGCAGCUCCGCUCAGCCGCACUGAGCCUUUUUUUUUCCUUUUCCUCAGAAAUCUUCCCCAAAGAGCAGCCACAGCGUUACCGUCCCAGAAAAUCGAAAUGGUGAAACUGGGCAGCACUCUCGGCGAGAAGGUGGAGAGGGAGCCAUCUCUGGAGGAUGGCUUUGAUAACAUCCCUCUGAUCACACCACUGGAGGUUAACCAGCUCCAGAAACCAUUUCCAGAUAAGGUCAUCGUCAAAACAACCACCGAGUAUCAGCUGCAGAAGAAGCAAAAGAAGAAACUGUACAUGCCAAGCAUUAAGAAGUUGAACAUAAACCUUUAUGACGAGGUGUCAGAGAAGGUCAAGCUCACAGGACUUAUUCUUAUCACCUUGGCUUUCCUUGCGUGUCUGCUACUGCUGGUUAUGUAUAAAGCUCUGUGGUACGAUCAGCUUAGCUGCCCUGAGGGCUUCGUCCUCAAGCAUAAGCACUGCACCCCGGCCGCUCUGGAGAUGUACUACCCGGAGCAGGACACAGGCUCGAGGGGAAGCCUGUACACCGCCAUCAGCCAUCUGAACCCAGCUAAGAAGGCUCUCCCUGAGCUCUCAUCUCCCUGGCUGCCUGUCAUUAACGCCAUGAAGGAAUCCCAGAAGGCCAAGGGGGAGGCGAGCCACUCCCAGCAGUGAGGGAUGGAGAGAGGGGAUGGUGGAGGAGGAGCUAUGACAGAGAGGUUAUGUGUAUGCUUGUUUGAGUGAAAGAGGAAGUACAGCAUUUAGAUGAAGUGUGUGCGUGUGUGUGUGUGUGUGCACGCGUGCUGGUGUUCCCUCUGUAUAUGUCCUAAGCAUCCAGACGUCCAGACCAGAUCAGAUAUUUGUCUUUAAAAUGCAGAGAGGAGCUCCAAAGCCUACUGAAAUCAGCCGAUCUCUCUAAGGAAUUUCCCUUACUCAUACUUGACAAUACAAACGCUAUCAGCUCUUCAGAAACCGUCUCGAUGUAUUAAAUCAAAUGUAGAUAUUAGCAACUCGUUCUUUAGAUUCAUAACUUCAUGUCCUUUGACUCAUUGUGCUGUUGUGGAUUCAUUAGUUUUUGCCUCGGUGUUUGUGCUUUUCACCAUCUCCACCUUAAGUAGCUCUCGCUCGGUUUAACGUGAAAGUAGCUUAGCUUAGCAGAACAACCCAUGCAUGGCGUGUAAAAUGUGCUCUCAAACAGGAAAAAACAGCAUUCAUAUGAUUAAAAAUAGUUUCAAUCACAAUCAAGUCAGAAUCAUACUCUAUACAAUUUUUCUCCUUAAGAAAUUUUGCUAAAACAUGUGAUCUGUUAAUAAAUAUAAUAAAGCUAGCAAACCAUGUUUUGCUUUAUGCAUAGACAUACUUUAUACCCAUGUAGAGAUUGCUGUAUAAUCACUGGCUGUUUACACGAAAAUGAAAAAUUGCUGAAUGUAAUGUGAAACACAAGUGAACAGGAUUUUGAUAUGUAUUUAUCACUUCAUGUAUCGUGAUUUUUUUUUUCCUUCGUUUGUUUGUGUAUUUGUGCUCAAAUGGACAUUUCCCAUAAAAUUCAAGCCACCAGCAACUGUAGACAUAUUUCAUAAAACAUCCUGUUGUGCACACUCAAGAAUGUGAAAUUAAAACCACUAAAUUAAAUAAAGGUGUCCUUAAGUAUGUAGUUUAAAGGACGCCGUUAUGAAUGUGCUAACUUAUCUAUCUCCGAUAACCAUCUUUUACUAAUUUUCCCCAAUUUGCCUUGAUUGUAACGUGCCAUCAUAUACAUUUUUCCUUGAAAUUCUUAUUGUUUAUUUAUGUAUCAUUUUUGUAAGUAUUCAUCUGUAUAGCUUUUGGGUAUUUAUUUGCUGGAACUACUUAAUUAAUUGCAUUACAUUUCAGUAUAUUAAGCUGGAAAUUUAUUUUGUAUUUAUUUUCAUACUGUUUUUGGUGUAUAUUUUUACUGGAACAGAACAGUUAGUGUGAGAUCCUUUUAAAAAGCAGCUACCGAUGUUAAUCCUCCACUAUUAAGUCAUGUGUACAUGUGGCAGUCUACUGUUAUUAAAUGGCUUCAUCUUACGGGAAUAAAGAUUUCAGUAUUCA